Molecule: messenger RNA, 1665 nt
Organism: Sphenostylis stenocarpa
Lineage: Eukaryota; Viridiplantae; Streptophyta; Magnoliopsida; Fabales; Fabaceae
Source: the annotation of a GenBank genome assembly
AUGGGAACCUACGUGGAAGAAAGCUUCUCAGGGGAGGAGGAACAUGUCUUUCGAAGUCAAUAUCCACCUGUCCCUAUCCCUGACAAGGUGACUUUGCCAGAAUUUGUGCUCCAAAAUGCUGAACUUUAUGCUGACAAGGUUGCAUUUGUGGAUGCUGUGACUGGAAAAGGGGUGACUUACAGUGAGGUGGUGAGGGGUGUGCAGAGGUUUUCAAAGGCCUUAAGAUCUCUUGGUUUGAGGAAAGGGCAUGUUGUGAUUGUAGUGCUUCCAAAUGUGGUAGAAUAUGGCAUUGUUGCUUUGGGGAUAAUGGCUGCUGGUGGGGUGUUCUCAGGGGCAAAUCCAACUUCUCAUGUGUCAGAAAUUAAGAAACAGGCAGAGUCUGCAGAUGCCAAAUUAAUUGUCACAAAUACCACAACCUUUGAAAAGGUGAAGGGUCUAGAACUACCUAUUAUAGUGGUAGGAGAUGAAGUUGUUGAAGGUGGGAUGAAUUGGAAGAAGUUGCUUGCAGCAGCAGACAGGGCAGGUGAUGAUUUUGCAAAGGAGGCUAUUCAGCAGAAUGAUCUUUGUGCCAUGCCAUUCUCAUCAGGCACCACAGGAAUGUCAAAGGGUGUGAUGCUCACUCAUAGAAAUCUGGUGGCUAAUCUUUGCUCUACACUCUUCAGUGUGACUAGGGAAAUGGAGGGCCAGGUCACCACACUAGGCUUGAUUCCAUUCUUUCACAUCUAUGGCAUAGUAGGAAUAUGUUGUGCCACUCUUAGGACCAAAGGGAAAGUUGUGGUUAUGGGAAGGUUUGACUUGAAAAUGUUUCUCAAUGCCUUGAUCACACAUGAGAUCACCUUUGCAGCCAUUGUGCCCCCUAUCAUUCUCAGCUUGGUCAAAAAUCCCAUAGUAGAUGAAUUUGAUCUCACCAAGCUGAAACUGCAGGCCAUUAUGACUGCAGCAGCACCACUUGCACCAGAACUCCUUAAUGCUUUUGAACGUAAAUUCCCUGGCGUUGCUGUCCAAGAGGCAUAUGGACUUACUGAGCAUAGCUGCAUCACACUCACUGAUGCAGAGAAAGGAUUGGGAAGUCCUCAUAAAAAUUCAGUGGGCUUCGUCCUCCCAAAUUUGGAAGUCAAGUUUGUUGAUCCUGACACUGGUCGAUCCCUUCCCAGGAACACACCUGGGGAACUUUGUGUAAGAAGCCAAUGUGUUAUGCAAGGUUACUAUAAACAGGUGGAUGAGACUGCACAAACCAUCGACAGGAAUGGAUGGCUUCACACAGGUGACGUAGGAUUCAUAGAUGAUGAAGACAGUGUCUUUAUCAUUGAUCGUAUCAAGGAGUUGAUUAAAUACAAAGGCUUCCAAGUUGCUCCUGCAGAGUUAGAGGCCAUUUUGCUGAGUCAUUCAUCAGUUGAAGAUGCAGCUGUAGUGCCAUUGCCAGAUGAAGAGGCAGGGGAAAUCCCUGCUGCAAGUGUAGUUUUGAGCUCUGGUGCAAAAGAGAGUGAAGAGGACAUCAUGAACUAUGUUGCCAACAAUGUUGCACAUUACAAGAAAGUGAGAGUGGUGCACUUUGAGGAAACCAUACCAAAGUCACCCUCUGGGAAAAUAAUGAGGAGGCUCAUUAAAGAGAAGAUGGUUGAAAAAAUAAAGACAAGUUCCUUAACAAAAUCUAAGAAUGUUUAA